Molecule: messenger RNA, 2052 nt
Organism: Apodemus sylvaticus (European woodmouse)
Lineage: Eukaryota; Metazoa; Chordata; Mammalia; Rodentia; Muridae
Product: granzyme E-like
Exons: 5
Coding region: 46-804 (252 amino acids)
Biological process (GO): proteolysis
Cellular component (GO): cytoplasm; intracellular membrane-bounded organelle
Molecular function (GO): serine-type endopeptidase activity
Source: RefSeq, a predicted model, not a curated record
GUGUCUACUCUGCUCUCCUCCAUCCUCAGCAGCCUUCCUGGGAAGAUGCCAGCAGUCCUGAUUCUCCUGACCCUACUUCUGCCACUAGGAGAUGGAGCAGAGGAGAUCAUCGGGGGCCACGAGGUCAAGCCCCACACCCGCCCUUACAUGGCAUUAGUUUCAUUUCUGAAGGUUAAUGGGAAAAGAAGUUACUGCGGAGGCUUCCUGGUUCGAGACUACUUUGUGCUGACAGCUGCUCACUGCAUCGGAAGCUCUCUCCACAGCGCAAUGACAGUCAUACUGGGGGCCCACAACCUCCAUGAAAAGGAGGAGACACAGCAGAUCAUCAAUGUGGAUAAAGCUUUUCCCCACCCAGACUAUAAUCCUCUGGACCACUCCAAUGACAUCAUGGUAUUAAAGCUGGAGAGUAAGGCCAAGAGGAGUAACUCCGUGAAGCCCCUCAAGUUGCCUGGGCCCAAGGGCCAGGUGAACCCAGGGGAUGUUUGUGGUGUGGCUGGCUGGGGGAAAACGUCCAUCAACUCCACUAAAGGAUCCGCCCUCUUAGAAGAGGCCGAAGUGAUCAUCCAGGAGGACGAGGAAUGCAAAAAACACUUCCGUCACUAUUCUGAAAUCACGGAGAUUUGUGCUGGAGAUCCAAGCAAAAUAGAGGCUCCGUCCAAGGGUGACUCUGGGGGACCCCUUGUGUGUGACAACAAGGCUUAUGGAAUUUUGUCCUAUGUAAAAUCCAAGAAGAUCUCUUCAGGAAUCUUCACCAAGGUUGUGUACUUCCUGCCGUGGAUAAACAAAAACAUGAUCCUCCUCUAACAGGUGUCACAGCACCUGUGCCCGACCAGCCUGUCUGACCUCAGGCGAGAAUCACGCAGAGUGGGCAGCAAAGGCUGGAAAUUCAUAAUAAAUAAUCCCCAGAGUGCACAUAACUGAAGUCCUUUGCUGUUGAGCCACUUCCUGGUUUGCGCACCUCGCUGGUCCAGGCAGACCUCCCCUGUCACUUCCGGGCUUAGCUUCCUCCUCGGUCCCCAGCCCCUCCUCUUACUGGAACUUCAGGCCACACAAUUCCCACAUGUUUAGCACCCAUACAUGGUGGCAGGAAAGGAGCUGUUUCUUUGUUUUAAUUUUGAGAUAGGUUCUCACUGUAUAGCUCUGGUUCAACUCACAGAGAUCUGCCCCUCUCUGCUUCCCCAGUGCUAGGAUUAGAGGCAUGUGCCAUGACAUCUAGCCAUACCCAUGUUUAUUUCUAAAGUCUCCAAGGCUGGUUUUCUUACAACACAGUCAUCAAGAGUCUACAGCACUACUGAAGUACAGUACUGAGGUAUCCUGUGCUUAGUUCCUUGUUCAUGCUUAGUCCUUCAGAAAUGAAUCUUCUGGGCCUAGCAACUGCCUACAUCUCUGAGCCACCGUCAUCCAGCCCCAACAAUGGCAGUAGUCGAACAAGGCACUGGGGUGAAGGGAGAUUUGACUCUGGGAAUUCAGAAGGCCAUGGGCUGUGCAACCCAGUCAGUUUCCUGUUUCUGGUUCCCUCUCUAGCAGAGCAGGAGACUCUCCCCACCUGAACUGUCUGCAGUCUCAAGUAUGGAGACCUCCCUCUGAUGGACCAGACUCACCCAGGUCUCCUUUCCCAGCCCAGCCCAGAGCUCAGUCACUUCUCUCCCCCUGUGAGGCUUUCCAGUGUUUUCCAUCUGACCUCUUCCAGCUACCAGAAGGAAGUUUCUACUCCAUCCAUACGUACCCCAGGCCUGAUUUACACCAGCCUUUCACUCCUCUACCUUUAAGUUCCAAAACUGUGGGGUCUCCUCUACCUCAUAGUGCAGCCAGACUUGGGCUGCCAGUCACCUGUAAUCACCCCUGCCACCUAAGCUAGGUUAAGGAAUUCCUAGGCUCUGCCAAGACCUCCAGUUUGUCAAGUACCAUGGAACCUCUGCCUCCCCCUGCUGGCCACAUGGGGAUAUGGCAGUGUAUGAACCCUAGGGAUCCAAAGGAUUCUAGGCUAGUUAUAUCUCUUGACAUCUUCAAUCAACAAUUUUAGGUCUCUGGUUUUGUAUCAGCUACAGAGUA